AAAAUAUUAUUAAUCUGGAAAGUAACAAUUUAAAUUAAAUUAAAUUCAUAAAUAAACGUGUUUUUCGUAACAAAAAAGCCGUAGGAUUUAAAACGUGGUGUUCAAAUAUUUUAUAAGAAGCUUGCCGUGGAAAUAAAAUUUGCCGAAGUUGCACUCGGCAGCUGCAUCAAUACAUUCACACAAACGACUUUUUGUCUUUGUUUACACUCUUUCUGAAUUGUGAAAUUGCUGUUGGGGAUAUUGCACUUUGUCAAAGUCUUCCAAAGUACUGGUAACAAUAGUCAAUAAGCAGUUUGACAAAUUAAAAUAAGUUGAGUCGAUUUGUUAUGUCUGGAGGAGCUCUAAUAACACUAAAAGAAGAUGCAACUGACGGUGCGGGCACUAACAGCGGCGGAGGAGGCAAUUCUAAUAUUGCAAAUAACCAACAAACAUCCGGAUCCGGAAACGUAAACGCCACUCCCAGUCACAACGCAAAUGGUACUAACGGCGGUCCUCCAGAAGGAACACGACAAAAUAGCUUGCAACGCAUUCAAUUGCGCAAACAAAAAGUGUUUAACCUACCUGUUCCCCAUAAAUUGGCUAAAUUGUCUAUGUACUCUGCUUGCCAGAGCGAAGGAUGUCGUUGCACCGGAUGGAAAACUCCACAGGAAAAUCGUCAUCGAGAUGUCGAAUCAUCAUCAUAUUGCCCCGAGUUUACCGAAGAAUGCCGCAGCUGUAGGCAUGCUUUACAAAAUCAUAUUGCCCAUCUGGAUGGCAUAUCUGGAUCACAAAUGAACGAUCUUUUGGGCGCUAUAAUAGAUAUGGAAAAUUUGUUCAUGUCAAUGCAACGCGUAGAAGAUGAAGAUACCAAAAAAGUGUAUCUAUAUCUAUUUCGUCUCCUGCGUCAAUGUGUCCUAACUCGCCAACAGGCUGUUAUUCGCGGACCACUUGGUGAUCCACCAUUCGAGUCACCAUGCAUUGCAAAAGCAGUUUCCUCAUUCGUAUUCUACAAGUACAACCACUUGAGUCAAACCGAAUUACAGACAAUGACUGAGGUGGCAAAAACGUUUCUUAAUUUUUUAAAUCAUUACAACUUCGAACCGCCAUCAAUGCGCCGCUCUGGAUUAACCCAUGAGGAUGCCUCGACAUAUAAAAUUAACUAUACCCGAUGGCUGGUAUUUUGCCAUGUGCCCGCCUUCUGCAAUUCAUUGCGACAUUUUGAAACAUCGUUGGUAUUUGGACGCACCUUAUUGCGCACCAUAUUUAAGUAUAUGGCUGAACAGUUAAGAAAUAAGUGUUCUUCUGAACGAGAUCGCUUCCCAGCUGAUAAGCGUUCAAUCAUAACACAAAUGCCAAAAUUCUUAGAUGCGCUAAAAGCUGAACUACUGAAGGAUGACUCGCCAAUUUGGGAUCAAGGUUUUCGUCCAUCGACAGCUUUUAUUAUACAACAACGUAAACGUCAGCAAGAAGCAAGCACUGGAGCUGCAACUGGUAGUAAGCGUUCAGGUACUGGAGAGCCGGCACACAAAAGAGCCAAAAAAGAAAGCAUUGAUCGUGCCAGUGGCGACUGCCAGUUUGAGGACCUUUCCGAUGAAACCGUUGUGCGUGCUAUGAAAGCUAUUUCAGAAUCGAAGGCUAUAAAUAAAUCAGAAAUCUUAUUUCCGGUUAAUGUCUCCCGCGAUGAAAAUGUCAAAGCUGAAGAACAACAACGAGCCAUCGAGUUUCACGUCGUUGGAAAUUCCUUGACAAAGCAAGUGGAUAAACAGACAAUAUUUUGGCUUAUUGGGCUACAAGCCGUAUUUGCCUAUCAACUGCCCGAAAUGCCACGUGAAUAUAUAAGUCAAUUAGUAUUUGACACAAAACAUAAAACUUUGGCACUUAUAAAGGAAAAUCAGCCCAUCGGUGGAAUUUGCUUUCGUCCCUUUGCUAGUCAAGGUUUCACCGAAAUAGUAUUUUGCGCCGUCACCAUGUCCGAGCAAGUCAAGGGAUACGGCACACACUUAAUGAAUCACCUCAAGGACUACAGCAUCAAACAUGGCAUAAGACAUUUGCUAACCUACGCCGAUUGUGAUGCUAUUGGUUACUUUAAGAAGCAAGGUUUCUCCAAGGAUAUCAAAUUGGCACGACCAGUGUAUGCUGGAUUCAUAAAGGAAUAUGAUGGUGCUACGCUAAUGCAUUGUGAAUUACAUCCAAGCAUUGUGAACACACAAUUUAUUUCGGUUAUAAGAAAGCAGAGCGAAAUUCUGAAAGAAUUAAUUGCGCAACGUCACAAUGAGGUGCAAAAAGUGCGUCCUGGUUUAACAUGCUUCAAAGAGGGAUUGCGCUCCAUACCAGUUGAGUCGAUACCUGGUUUACGUGAAAUCGGUUGGAAACCGCAAAUGCGUGCACAACGCACUUCACGUCCGCUCGAAGAAUCUUCAGACCCAGAAAAAUUAGCGGCAUCCUUCACUGCCGUACUGCAAUCGGUGCGCCAGCAUCAAGCCGCUUGGCCGUUCCUACGUCCAGUACCAGUUGCCGAAGUGCCCGACUAUUACGAUCACAUCAAGUAUCCGAUGGAUCUAAAAACUAUGGGUGAACGCCUUAAGCAGGGCUAUUAUGUAACGCGGCGCCUCUUUAUGGCCGAUAUGGCGCGUAUUUUCUCGAAUUGCCGCUUCUACAAUUCACCGGAAACAGAAUAUUAUCGUUGCGCUAACUCGCUAGAGCGUUACUUUCAGACCAAGAUGCGGGAGUUGGGCCUAUGGGACAAAUGAUGUUGCGCCCUUAAUGCCGCCGUCGAUAUGCUUAGCGAACACGAACGCGUGGCGGAUGAACAUAAUGUAAGCAAUCCGGCGACAACAACUUCGGAAUUAUGUAUGAAUAUGCAGCAGGGCGAUAAUAACGGUAAUGGUGGCGGUGAUGGCGACACAAAUAUUGUGUUGACAGUUAACUUGGGUGUAGUUCCCGCACUGCCCGAGGAUAUAUUUAAAAAUUAGACACUAGUGAUUGCUUCAGCUUAAAAAUUAAAUUAUAUAAUAAUAACACUUUAAAUAAAUAAUAUCAGUUUAAACUCA
Molecule: messenger RNA, 3029 nt
Organism: Zeugodacus cucurbitae (melon fly)
Lineage: Eukaryota; Metazoa; Arthropoda; Insecta; Diptera; Tephritidae
Gene: Gcn5
Product: histone acetyltransferase KAT2B
Exons: 3
Coding region: 327-2729 (800 amino acids)
Biological process (GO): chromatin remodeling; positive regulation of transcription by RNA polymerase II
Cellular component (GO): nucleus; histone acetyltransferase complex
Molecular function (GO): protein binding; histone H3 acetyltransferase activity
Source: RefSeq, a predicted model, not a curated record